CAGUCACUACGGGGUUUUGAGCAAAUGUCACGCCGUAGACAUUCUUAGCAAAACUUGUCUGGGACUUUACUAAUUCACAGAGCAACAAAGUGGUGCUCAUGACUGCGAUGCAAAGCAGGGCUACUUCUGCAGACGGGUGGAAAGUCCUUGCAGUUGUAGACGUGGCACUGUCCUGUGGAGAGAAGCCAGGCUGAAAUGUCAUCAGGUUCCACCUCAGCAGGUGAGAAGGAGACUUCCAGACAGGAGACUUUCCUGCACUUUUCAUGGUUCAAGACUCUGAGGACUUGCUGGAGGUCUCGCUUCAAGGAAUGUGAGAGGACGGAGCAGAGAGAGCGUCCAACACGCGACAGAACACUCAUGGAGUUGUCUUCAAAAUGGUUCAUUGAGACUCAAGUGGCGCACUUUGCUUCAAACGGUUUCUUCCCCGCCUGGUUUGGGGGUUUCAUCACCAGAGAAAAUGCUGAAGCCAUGUUGACAGACAGAGAGCACGGCACUUUCCUCAUCCGUCUGAGUGAUCGAGUCAUCGGGUACAUCUUGUCUUACAGAGGCAGAGAUCGUUGCCGACACUUCGCGAUAAGCCAAAGUAAGUCGGGACACUUCAUUGUCAGUGGAGACACCAAGGGACACGGCACAGUCCCGGAGCUAAUCCAGCACUACAAGACCAACCCCAUCGAGCCAUUCGGAGAGUACCUCACGUCUUCGUGCUUUGAGACACCCUCGGACGUGGUCUAUGACGUGAUCCAGCACAUGUCGCCGCCUGGCAAGACUGAAGAGAGUGUGCACAACUCUGAUUGUUUACUCCCAAUGAGCAAAAGAACGCUUGAGGAAGUGCCGCCAUUGCCGAGGAGAGACAAACAACUCCUGGCUGGCUCCCCCGUCAGUCAGCGGGACAAGGGGCUGUAUGCUAAGAUCAGAAAGCAACCCACCAGGCCGCUUCAGAGUACUCAUCAACACGUACCAAGGAGGCUUCAAGGAGGCCCCAGAAAUUGUCGUCCUGUGUCUGCACCAGACACCGUGUACUCUAUGGUCGGCGGUUCUGAUGAACUGCACACCAGUCCAAGAACUACGAGGCACCUACCACCUGAGAGGACGGACCCAUUCAGAACACCCCCAAGGACUCUCAGCACCGACCGCCUGAGUGACUACGCUGCCUACUUCCUGGCCGGGACCCCUGGUAGUCCUCACACAGCGUGCAUAGACACCACCACGUCACACGCGCUCAAUCUUCACCGCCGGGACCCCGUCUACACCGACGAUAACACCUACGAGGCCAUUCCUGGGAUCGCAGAGACAACCGGCUUCAAACCCAACUGUAACACCUACGAGUCACUGUAGGACGGCGGUCGCCAACCCGUCGAUCGCCAUCGACCAGUCAGACCAGUGCAAACAGAAGGCCUUGAGACCGUCCUAUAUUCCGGUCAAUACAAUAGUUUGUAUUGUUGAAGAUUUGGACAGGUUCUAUAAUUCGUACAUAUCCUGUAGAGGGGACAAAAGACAAGACAGGUUCUAUAAUUCGUACAUAUCCUGUAGAGGGGACAAAAGACAAGACAGGUUCUAUAAUUCGUACAUAUCCUGUAGAGGGGACAAAAGAAACGUCUGGUUACACCAAGCCGUGCCUUUAUGUUGGGUUUUGUUAGUGUUCUCCGGUGUUCCUGUCCUUUGCUUUUAUUUUGGCGGCUCUUCCCGUUUUGUUGGUGUUUUCCUGUGGCUGCUUCCCUUUUGUCCCAGAGCAUUUCCCCUCACCUUUUUUCUGUUUGCAAUCAAGACUAUUUAAGUGGCUCCUUCUUCGUUGUCGGGACAUUGUGGAUGUUGAUGUUGUCCUUUCAUUGGACUACAGAGGAGCUUGUUGAUGCUAAACCUAACACGCACUACUUUGUGGACGCCAUCAGCUCCACAUUUCCAGUUUGUGCUUUGCUUGGUUUCAGCAGUUUUGUUUUGUUUUAUUUUCUUCAUAGUCUGUCCGGGCAGAGCCCUUCUUGUUGUUUUGGUUCGUUAAUCCUAACACAUACUAGACAACUUGUCUUUUAGUAGUAAGUAAACAAACAAAGACUCCUAAUUAGUCUGCUGACGUAUGCAGUAACAUAUUGUGUCAUUUAUACACCUAUUAUUUUGUCAACAUCAUUAAGGGCAAGUGGUAGAAAAUGAAUUAUUAAUCUACUUGUUCAUUUACUGUUAAUAUCUGCUUAUUUUCUCUUUCAACAUGUUCUAUCUACACUUCUGUUCAAAUGUAAUAAUCACUUAUUCUUCUGUUUUUUGGAUACUUGACAUUAGUUUUGGAUGAUACCACACAUUUAGGUAUGGAUCCGGUACCAAGUAGUUACAGGAUCAUACAUUGGUCAUAUUCAAAGUCCUCAUGUGUCCAGUUUAUAAACAUAAUAUACAUUUUAAAAAAAACCGAAAAAAGAUUUUGUGACAAUAAAAAAUAUAUCGAUGUUAUCAUGGUA
Molecule: messenger RNA, 2444 nt
Organism: Entelurus aequoreus (snake pipefish)
Lineage: Eukaryota; Metazoa; Chordata; Actinopteri; Syngnathiformes; Syngnathidae
Product: SH2 domain-containing protein 7-like
Exons: 8
Coding region: 196-1335 (379 amino acids)
Cellular component (GO): cytoplasm
Source: RefSeq, a predicted model, not a curated record